CACAGACUCUGCAUUGAACAGAGGAAACGGAAAAGACGAAACAUAGCCUGCAAGAAGGUUUGUCAUUUCAAAACCCAGAGGCUGUGGAAAGAGCACAGACGCCCUCUUUAUUCCCACAGCCUGGCUGCUUUUAUUGGACUUUACGCACUCCGCUAAAAAGUUCCACUUCCACUUUUUAAACCAUCUUUUCUCCAGCUGCAAACAGCUGGAGAGAAGACAUCCGCCCUGUUUAGAGAGAGAGAGGAAGCUUGAGUGUGAGCGGAGAAAGGAGCAGAGGACAGAGAGAGGAAUGGAAGGCCAACCAUCCCAGGUGAGGAAAAACAUCUCCAAAUUCCUCAGGAGUUUCCUUGGAAUCAUCCGGAUCCUGCAGAUCGUUUUCGGAGCCGGACUGUGGAUCACAGUCGCUGCCAACAAGUACGAAGGCUCCAUCCACUUUGUCCUGUUCGUCGCUGUCCUCUUCUGGCUCCUCACCCUCGCCCUGUUCUUCAUCACCCUCCUGGACAAGCAGGACCUCGUUCCUUUGCUGGGAGGAGAGCGCUGGUUGCGCACCAACCUGACGCACGACGUGGUCGCCACUGUGCUUUACCUGUCGGCCAUAGGAAUCAUGAUUUAUAAGACUCGUACCAACUCCUACUGCAAUCUGGAGCAGUAUCAGCACUACUGUCUGUUCAAGGUCUACCUGACAGCGGCUGUGUUCGCCUGCCUGUGCUGCCUGACCUACCUCUUAUCGGUCAUCUAUGGAGGAUACAGGAGGAGCCGAGGAGAACAAACUGUCAUCUGAUGACACUGAUUCUGGGGAUGGAAGAGGAGUAUCCAUUGCAAGAUGAGGAAUAGUCCCCUUCACUGUAAUUCAACUCAAGACCACCCCUACUGUCUCCCAUUGCUGCUUGAAAGCAGCUACAGGUAGAAUCCAGGAAUACAAAUAGAAGAUGUCACAUAAUGUGUGGAUGGUUUCUUCCAUUUCUAACCUAAAAAAUAAUUAAAUCAGGAUUUUGUAAGAUAAAAAAAAAUUUCACAGCUACAUCCCUAAUACACAUUUUUACUUAGCCUUACAUCCUAAGGACGUUGCCAGUUGCCAUUUUUAUAUAUUUUUUAUCUUUUGUAUUUACGCCUUUUUGUAAGCUGAUAUCCAUGGAUAAAAAGACUCAGCUGUUUUUGUUUCGUCUUUAACUCAAACAUCCAGUUUUAACUUCUGUCAGAAUGCUGUUCAAAGAUGAGACAGUAUCAACCUCUUUUCACAUGGAUGUAAACGGUGCUGCAACAUGUUUUGCUGAAAAUAUAUACUCCUUAUAUAAUUUUAAAGAGCAGGAAUAAACACGACUUGGUUGAGAAUA
Cyprinodon tularosa is the source of this 1334-nucleotide messenger RNA. It is a transcript of the gene marveld1, whose product is annotated as MARVEL domain containing 1. The record is from RefSeq and is a predicted model, not a curated record. The transcript has a single exon. Lineage: Eukaryota; Metazoa; Chordata; Actinopteri; Cyprinodontiformes; Cyprinodontidae. Gene Ontology annotation, cellular component: membrane. Gene Ontology annotation, biological process: myelination. The coding region runs from base 290 to 781 and encodes 163 amino acids. Gene Ontology annotation, molecular function: structural constituent of myelin sheath.